Molecule: messenger RNA, 2283 nt
Organism: Pisolithus orientalis
Lineage: Eukaryota; Fungi; Basidiomycota; Agaricomycetes; Boletales; Pisolithaceae
Exons: 17
Coding region: 1-2280 (759 amino acids)
Biological process (GO): ubiquitin-dependent protein catabolic process
Cellular component (GO): anaphase-promoting complex
Molecular function (GO): ubiquitin protein ligase binding
Source: RefSeq, a predicted model, not a curated record
AUGGUGUCUAGCGCCGUCCGAGCGCAAGUAGCUGCAAAAUGGCAGGACUCAUUCGCGCGUCUCAACCGCUCGGAACCAGGAAUAUCGGGUCUCAUGGCCUUCAGCGAUGCAUGGACCUUGGCAACUGAAUUCUUGAAACCUUGCGACUUGAACGACCUCAAGUCGAGGCGCCAAUACGGUUACCAGACUAUGCGCCGGGUCAGGAUGGCUUUUGACACCAUCAACAAGUGCAGGCGUUUGCCUGUCAUGAUGGAAAUCUUUCUCGAGGACUUGCAUAAAAGCCAGCACUUGAUCGCGCGUGAAGUAGAGUCCCACAUGAAUCUUUACUCAGGAAACUCUGAUCCUGAAAUGGUACGAGCCCUCAUCUUUCGCCUGGUUGAGUGGUACAAUGCGUGGAAACCACCAGCAGAGUUGGGACAAACUAUUAUCUCUGCCUACACCUUGGCCUUCCAAACACACUUAUUUUCCAUCCUUCCUGCGUCAUUCGCAAAGGGCAUCAAGUCGCUCGUUGCUGCAACGCUUCUUGGCACCGUGUCCCAAUCCUCUGAUCAACGUGAUAGCGCACUGUGGCUCGCCUUUGACACAUUGAGCUUAAUUGAACGCUACGAAACGCUCAUAACCAGUGUGGGGUACGAAUAUGUCGAAUCUCACGUACAUGAAACGUGUGCAGGGGCAUGGUCUGAACCCAUGCUUCCCAAACUGCGUUCGUGGAUGCUCGAAAAAAUAGUGCCAUGGAUGAUUUGGCCCUUUGCGAGGGGCGCAACGAACGCUGAGGAAGCCAAAACCAUGAUGCAAGGUGUUGGAUCCAGGUUUGACUUUCACAUGCACAAAACGCUUUGCGAUCUGCGUACCAAGGAAAUAUUUGAUAUCAUCGUGGAUUUCCCAGAUUCUGUACCAGCGCUUCAUGACUUGAAAGAGUGCCUGCAACGCGUAGACCAGCGUGCAGAAUUAGUGCAGUCUCUCAGACGAGCAAAUCGAAUGCGACUUCUCCACCCUGGUGCAGAUACGAAAGACAUUCUACUGCAAUACGUGUCAACGAUCAAAUGUUUGCGAAUCGUAGAUCCUCCCGGAGUGCUCUUAUUUAAGGUGGCAGAUCCCAUACGACGAUAUCUUCGCGAGCGGCCCGAUACCAUUCGAUGUAUUGUUGCCAGCUUGGUUGGUGACGGUGAGAGCGGCGACUCACUGAUCGAUGACAAUGAGCCCAUUCAUCCCCUACAACAACCCGAGGCGGAGAACUAUGCAGAUCCCGAGUGGACCCCAGAACCCGUUGAUGCUGGACCCGAUUUCCGCGCGAACAAGACGAGCGAUAUAAUAAGCACACUGGUCAGCAUCUACGACUCGAAAGACCUCUUCAUUAAAGAGCUGCAAGUAUUGCUGGCACAACGCUUGCUCGCUCUGAAAGACGGGAAUCUUGAUCGAGAGCGGCGCAACGUCGAAAUUUUGAAGAUACGGUUUGGCGAACCUGCAUUACAAGUGUGUGAGGUCAUGCUUCGGGAUAUGACAGAUUCCCGAAGGAUAGACCAGCAUGUUCAGUCACAGAAACCCAGUGUCAUGCAUCCGACUAUCAUCUCUCGUCACUUUUGGCCGGCAUUGGAAGCCAGUGACAUGGUCAUGCCUGGCCAGUUCCACGACUUGCAGGAGCAAUACGCUAAGGAGUUCUCGGCCUUUAAACCAGACAAAGUUAUUCGUUGGCAUCCUCAUCUUGGUAGAAUCCAAUUAGAACUCGAGCUAGACGAUCGAACCGUCGAAGCGGAUGUACCGCCAUUGGAGGCUGCGUUCAUUGAACUUUUUUCUGAAAAGGAUACGUGGACAGUAGACGAACUCAUUGAGCGCGUAGGCACGGUGACGCGCAGUGCAGCCUUGAAGGCGCUUGGCACCUGGGUUGAUAUGCGGCUCCUCAAGGAAGAUAGCGAGAAUGUCUUCCGUCUGCUCUCUGUGGCAGAAGAUGGUACAGAAGUCGCUCCCCCGAAAUUAGGUAUGACCAGUCUCUGUAUUUACUUGUUAUGUUCGCGACAUGUUAUCCCAGCUGUCGGAGGGGAAGAUUUGCCUCCCGUGAUAAGCGUACAGCAACAACAGGCCGAACAAAUGAGGGUAUAUUGGAAGUUCAUCGAAGGCAUGCUCACUAACCUAGGACCGCUUGGAUUGGACCGCAUACAAGCCAUGCUGAAGCUAGCCCGUGGUUAUGACCGAACCAUCGAACAGUUAGGGAGCUUCAUGGAAGCUGCAAAGAGGGAGGGCCUUGUGACUGUUAAAGAUGGAUUGUGGAAACUUGGUAAAUGAAAG